AUGUCCACCGACACUGCGUCCACGACAAGCCCCACCCCCGCAGCCUCACUACCAAAUUACACUCCGCCCUCGCCAAACUCAAUCUGCUUCACCACCAUCCCAGUCCACUCCCUCCCCCGGGCGCAAACCUUCUACACCACCGUCUUUGCCUGGACGUUCCGCCCUACCCUACCUCCCUCCUCAACCACCACCACCUCCCCUCUACCCACCCUUGCAGUUUUCCAUACGGCAGGCGACGUCAUGGGCGCACUGUCGGUCGUGGCCGAAGACGUAAAGAUCGGCGAGGAUGACAGCAGCAAAGGCAUGGUGAAUUAUAUAUUGGUGGAUGAUGUGGAUGCGACGCUGAUGAGGGUGGAGGAGGCGGGGGGAACGGUGGAGAGGGAGAAGUGGGUUGAGGGCGGGCAUACGGAGUUGGGGCUUUGGAGGGAUACGGAAGGGAAUUUGGGGGGCGUGUUGAGGUGGGUUAUGCGAUAG
This is a messenger RNA of Coniosporium apollinis CBS 100218, 474 nucleotides long. RefSeq lists its product as uncharacterized. The coding region runs from base 1 to 474 and encodes 157 amino acids. The transcript has a single exon. The record is from RefSeq and is a predicted model, not a curated record. NCBI's taxonomy places the organism in Eukaryota, Fungi, Ascomycota, Dothideomycetes.